Molecule: messenger RNA, 2824 nt
Organism: Chara braunii
Lineage: Eukaryota; Viridiplantae; Streptophyta; Charophyceae; Charales; Characeae
Source: the annotation of a GenBank genome assembly
CUUGAGGAGCUUGACCCACUCACGAGAGAGGAUUUCGCUUGGAUACCUCUACCCUCGACCGGAACAUUGCCAAGGCCGCAUUGCAACGCCUUGAUGGCAAAUCUACGCUCCUACUUGCACACUACAGUACCAGCUCCGUUGAUGGACGACGGGGUAGCGGUUAGCGAUCUCCGCUCCUAUCUUGCGAAGAUCGACCGCGAGCACGCCACCCAAAGGUACGCCGAAACCGACGCACCUUUGCUCUAUAUCCGCAUUCAAAUCGGAAAGGCAACCUGUAGUGCCUUGAYUGAUUGCGGAGCGUCUCGCAACUUCAUGAGUCAAGCCUUUAUGGCCCGCGCAGGUCUUGGCCMGCGCGUUCGAAGAAAGACGCAACCUACKCAAGUUACACUCGCGGACGGCCGCACGCAAAAGUCAAUUGACCGAUGCGUUGACGGCGUUCCGGUCUACUUUGCGCCACUUGCGUGCGAGCCKGUGUCUUUUGACAUCCUCGACUUCGACAUGAUUCUAGGCAUGUCUUGGUUGCGUAGCGCCAAUCAUCCGGUGAACUUCCAUGACCGAACCGUUCACAUCCAUGAUCGGAACGGAGUGUUAGUCCCAGGUACGGUCGCGACCCCUCACACUUCGAUUGCUUGUCACGUGGUUUCCGUUGCGCGGAUUCGCGACGCCAUUGCUCGGAAUGACGUCGAGGAGAUGGGCCUUGUAUUCUUGCAUGCUCUCCCCUCGCCGGACGGACCAGCCGCGUCACCGCCGGACCCACGCAUUUCUCACCUCUUGGACGAAUAUAGAGUCAUCUUCGAGGCUCCCACCGGAACGGUUCCGGAUCGGCGCAUACGUCACGGGAUCACUCUCGAGGCUGGCGACGUCCCUCCGCGUGGAUGUAUCUACCGCACGAGCGAAGAGGAACUCGAAGUGCUUCGCGCACAACUCGAUGACCUUCUCGACAAGGGCUGGAUUCRCCCUAGUUGCUCGCCAUACGGUGCACCUGUUCUCUUCGUCCGCAAGAAGAACAAAGAUCUACGGUUAUGCAUCGACUAUCGGAAACUUAACGCACAAACCGUAAAGAACGCCGGCCCUCUCCCUCGGAUUGAUGAUCUCCUUGAGCGGUUAGGCGGCGCGACGUACUUCUCGAAGUUGGAUUUGAAGUCAGGUUACCACCAGAUUGAAAUCCAGCCUCAAGACCGGUACAAGACCGUGUUCAAGACACGGUACAGGCAUUUUGAGUGGGUCAUCAUGCCAUUUGGACUCACCAAUGCCCCCGCAACAUUUCAAGCAUCGAUGACGACUGAGUUUCGCGACUUGCUCGAUCGCAGCGUCCUCAUCUACCUUGAUGAUAUCUUGGUUUAUAGUAGGACGUUGGACGAGCACAUCGUACACCUUCGCGUUGUUUUGARUCGUUUGCGACUAGCCAAGUACAAAGCGAAUCUCGACAAGUGCGAAUUCGCCAGGCAAGAGCUUGAGUACUUGGGCCAUUUUGUCACGCCGAAAGGCAUUCGUCCCUUAGCGGACAAGAUCCAAGCCAUCGCGGAUUGGCCGGAACCCCGUUGCACUGCGGAUGUAUGCUCUUUCAUGGGUUUGGCUGGAUAUUAUCAGCGAUUCGUCGAGUCAUACUCGAAAGUGGCCGCUCCUUUGUCGAGACUUCAGUCCCCGAAGGUGCCCUUCGAGUUCGACGACGCAGCCCGUGGCGCGUUCAGUACGUUGAAGGCAGCGAUGCAAGCCGCACCUGCCCUCCGUAUAUACGACCCCACCCUAGUGACUACGGGCGCUUCGGGAUACRGUAUUGGUGCGAUGUUGGAACAGUGUCACGAGGACGGUUGGCAUCCGGUUGAGUAUUUCUCCCAAAAGGUGCCUCUCGUCAACACUCUCGACGACGCAAGGAAGAAAGAGCUACUUGCGUUCGUCACCGUUCUCAAACGGUGGCGCCACUUUCUUCUCGGCCGUCGGCGUUUUAAAUGGAAUACGGAUAACAAUCCGUUGACAUUUUACAAAACGCAGGACACGGUCACUAGUACGAUCGGUCGAUGGAUGUAUUACAUCGACCAGUUCGAUUUUGACCCGUGUCAUAUUCCCGGUCCCGCCAAUCAAGCUGCGGACGCCCUCUCACGACGGCGCGACUUUUGUGCCAUUGUGACCACGGCAUUCGACCUCGAUGACGAUCUGCAGCAGCAUUUCGUCAAAGGCUACAAGUCCGAUCCGACUUACUCUACGCUUUACGCAGAGCUUUCAUCAGAUCACCCGCCGGCUAGCCACUAUCGGAUUUCCGACGGGUUCCUUCUCCUUCACACGAGAGGAAAGGACUUGUUAGUUGUGCCCCAAGAUCCCAUCUUACGGACUCGUCUUGUCGGCGAAUUCCACGACGCACGACUUUCGGCACACCUUGGCGUGAACCGCACACUCGCACGCCUCCGCCAGCGUUUUCACUGGCCCGACGUCCUUCAUGACGUCACGAGGUACAUUGAGUCAUGUGCAAUUUGCCACCAUAACAAGGGUCGAUCUCGAGUCCCCUUCGGCGAACUGAAACCGUUGCCGAUUCCUCAGGCACCACGCCUCUCCAUUGCUAUGGACGUGACAGGCCCGUUUCCCCGCGAUCGCCACGGCCAUGACGGUAUUCUCACGGUCGUUGACCGCCUGAGCAAGCAUGCUCGCUUCCUUCCUUGCAAGUAACAUGCUGCAGCACCUGAGCUCGCACGACUCUUGCACACCGGUUGGAUUACCAACCAGGGUGUUCCAGAAGAUAUAGUGAGCGACCGAGAUACUCGCUUCAUGUCCGCCUUUUGGACCUCUCUCAUAACUAAGUCCGGCACGACAAUGAAGCCAAGCUCGGCUC